AUGGCAGGACCGACUGAGGAAGAGGAGAAUGUGGCAGGACAAGAUGGUGAAAGUUUGAGAUUUGAUGACCAGAAUGCUGACCCAGCUACCAUGUUGACAAUGUUUGAAAAUGUCACACCCAAUCAACCAGAAUUGACAGAUUCUCCAGGCUCCACAAACUCAACCCAAAACCAAAUUACAGAGGGUGAAGAGGACUCUGCAAUGGCUGCAGACAACACUGCAAGCUUUCACGAUUCACCAGAGAACACUGAAUUACAGUCAACAGCCUUGGUUUCAGAAAGGAAUGGUGCAGAAAAUAUCACAACACAACUAGACACAGAUAAAGGGUUAAACAUUCCCACUGGAUCUCCCAGUACAACAAAGUCAACUGGGUCUACAGACUCAACUAAUUCCACUGGCUCUUCCGACACAUCUAAUUCCUUGGGAUCUCCCAACACAACCGAUUCCACAGGAUCUCCCAACACAACCGAUUCCACAGGAUCCCCCAACACAACCGAUUCCACAGGAUCUCCCAACACAACCGAUUCCAGAGGAUCCCCCAACACAACCGAUUCCACAGGAUCCCCCAACACAACCGAUUCCACAGGAUCCCCCAACACAACCGAUUCCACAGGAUCCCCCAACACAACCGAUUCCACAGGAUCUCCCAACGCAACCAAUUCCACAGGAUCUCCCAACGCAACCGAUUCCACAGGAUCCCCCAAUGCAACCGAACCACCAGAGAUAAAUAAAGUACCUACCACUCACUCGGGGAAGCCUUUUGAGAACUCUGAAGCCAGCACUGUGACUAUAGCCAUACCUGAGAGGGCUAACAAGACCGGCAAAGGUGUAAACAACUCAGACAGAGGUGUGGAGCCAGAUACUUCCAGGAGUAAGAGGGGCGUAGCGUGGCUUGCCGUGCUGGGAACAGCAGCGGCCGUGGCCUGUGUGGGACUGGUGGCCUACUUCCUGAAAAAGAAACGCAACGGAUUCUCUCACAGGAAGCUGGUUGAAGAGUUCUCUCCAGAUCCAGUUCUCAGACUGGACAACAGCGAUCCUUUGGACUUGAACUUUGCUGGUUCAGGAGGCUAUUACAACCCAGGACUCCAAGGGCACAACAUCCAAAUGACCAGUUUUCCAGGAGAUCGUUGAAUAUCAUGAUUGAUCAAAGUCACUAAAACCCCAGAAUAUUUUAUUAAUGUCCACUGCAUAUUUAUAGGCAAUUUGGGGGAUUU
This is a messenger RNA of Cololabis saira (Pacific saury), 1214 nucleotides long. It is a transcript of the gene muc15, whose product is annotated as mucin 15, cell surface associated. The coding region runs from base 1 to 1131 and encodes 376 amino acids. The record is from RefSeq and is a predicted model, not a curated record. NCBI's taxonomy places the organism in Eukaryota, Metazoa, Chordata, Actinopteri, Beloniformes, Belonidae. The transcript is spliced from 3 exons.